Echinostoma caproni is the source of this 3243-nucleotide messenger RNA. Lineage: Eukaryota; Metazoa; Platyhelminthes; Trematoda; Plagiorchiida; Echinostomatidae. The record is from the annotation of a GenBank genome assembly.
AUGUCCUCUUCGUCCUCUUCCACCACCGGGAGCGGAUUGUUCCGACGUUCGUCCGCGCCACAAGCCCACCCCAGGCAUGCACCACACCAAGACACACCGGCCCCGGAGGAUAGUUCAAUCAGUAAAAGUGGCGGGAACACACCGCCGCACCCAAUUUCGUCGAUGGGCAUGAAAGCGAAAAAGGAGUGUUUUGUAUUUGAACCGCAACAAUGGCGCCGUACUGUAUGCAAAAAUUGUUUCCGUAGUGAACCUGAGCACAAACAGUCAGCGAACACAAAAGACGAUGCCACCGGUGGACCAGUUGUUGUGCUGCGUCGAACAGAAAAUGUGGUCCAAACGCCCGAUCCCACCACGACUGUUCCGGGUCAGGGUGAUAACGCAUCUGGGGAUAUCAAAUCACAGGAAGUGAAAACAGAACGGGAGAUUGGAAAGAAUACUACCAACUCAACAAAUGCUGCAAGAGCUGCCGCACGGAAAACCGCUUCCACGCAGGGACGCACCGCGGAUGAAGCACGCCAAGGCGGGACGCAUUCGGAAUCGCGACGCGCCGGUGCUCAGAAUGCUGGUGCCAACGGAUCGGGCGCCGCUGUGCAUUCCUCUGCGUCCAGUAUCGAUGCACGAUACAUUGAAGAAUUGGAGAACGAUUUCUUUGCCCUGGAAGACAAACACGAAGCUGUCGUGCGAGAACGAAAUGAGCUGACUACAGAACUGGAAGCAAAAGUACGUUCCGUCACGGAACUACAAACCACACUGGAACAGUACAAAGAGAAAGUUUCCUUCCUCGAACGACGGUGUCUGCAUCUGGAAGAGGAAGUCAAAGGUUAUCGUGAACGGCUUCGGUUGCCGGAGAGUGACCAAAGUCAUCAGCCGGUCAGUACAGAGACGCGAAGUGAAAGUCCCUCGGCGACAGCAGCAGGUGGUGGCGGUGGUGGUGGUGGUGGUCUGUCGGAGAUCACAUGCAGCACGGAGUUGCAACAACGUUUGAACGAGGUAGAACAAUUGUGUCAGGAAGUGAUGGAAGAGAAUGAACAACUGAAAGAGGAGGUGGAAGAAAUGCAACGGGAAAUUGAAGAGAUGCAUGAUCACUUCCAGGAAGACGAUCGAGACACUAUGCGCGAACUGCAGCGGGAUCUGGAGGCAGCUAAUAAAACGUGUCGCAUUUUACAGUUCAAGCUACGCAAAGCCGAGCGACGGUUUGAACAAUGUGAAGCAGAACGAGCCAAUCUGGAAGAGCGUUUGGCUCGAUUGGAGGCUGAACUGUACAGCGAAGCCGAUGUGGCUCAUAUUCGUAAUCUGGAGGUGGGUCAUCAGACAAGACUGCUUUACGUGCCACUCCCAACCCCUUCCGGAGGAAAUUCGGGNCGGGUGGCGAAAGAAGUUGGCGUGCGCCUGAACAACGAAUUGGACAUACUGGAUGAGAAACGCGCUUAUUUCGAACAGGAGAAUAGACAACUGAAAGAAGAGCUACAAAGCAGUCAGAAUCGUCGAAUUCAAGUGGAAAAUGAAUUGGGGCGCGUCAAACUAGAGAUGGACAAAUUGAAAACAGAGAAAGGUAUUUUAGACAAGGGACCAUUGCAGGUUACAGACAAAAAUCGGUCCCGUCAGUCAGGCAGUCGACCAUCUCUUUCGCGCGAGGCCUCAUUUGAAGAACAACAACUACAGCGCGAACUGGACGCGUCCCGAGAACGUGAAACCGAUUUGUCCGAACAGCUACGAUUUGCAGAAGAGGAGAUUCGCAAACUGAAACGCCGCGUCAAAGAUUCCCAGGUUGAAAAUGAAAUGCUCUCCAAAAAGAUGGAUCGAAUUUUGGCCACACAGCCUCCAGAUCCAUACCAACCCGGUUCUCUCGGACGUCAAUCAAACACAAGUGCAGCCCAGGGCAGUUCAAAACCCGGUCUCCGAGAAGGCAGUGGUCCCGGUGAUGUACGGUCACCUCCAGGACAGCUAGAGAACGAACUAGUCAUGACACGUCGACAGUUGGACAUUGCGGAAGAGGAGAAUCUGGCGUUGCGUCGUAAAGUAUUAAACUACGAGCGGGAACUAAAUAUGGCACAUGUGGAAUUACAGCGAAUACAAACCCGAUCUGCUAGAGGAAUACCGAUGGACCGGUUGGAGAGUGAAAAUCGUCGUCUGCGUGCACAGACCCCGGUUACUGGUAAGACCAACGCUUCCGAAGACACUGAGGAGACCACGAUCGAUCGACUGACCAAACAGAACGAGACGCUGACUCAACGCAUCAAGGAGUGGAACAAGCGCCUAAGGCAACUCACACGUGAAGUCAAUCUGGUCGGUUCGAUUGAACGUGAACACGAGUGGAUGGAAAAGUACAACGACGCACGUGAAUCGCUAAAAGAGCAGGAGACUCAGCUUCUGCGAGCGAAGAAACGUGUUGCUGAACUCCAGGAUGAAAAUGCACGAUUGAGAGCCGAGGAACGUAAAAUCGAACAACGAACCCGUCGAGAACGUGAAAAAAGUGGCAAUGUAAACAACAUGACACGCGAAGUGAUGAUGCAAGAAAUUAGCGCAUUAGAAGAAGAGCUCGAUGAGGUGACAGCUGAUUUGACAGCCGCUCGUGAACAAGCAUGCACAGCACAACUUCGAGUAACUUUCCUGGAGGACACAACCGGGGAACUUCGAACCGAGUCGGAACGACGGGAACGCGAGUUGAUGACAUAUAUCGGUCAUCUGGAAAGCAAAAACCAUGUGGUUAACAAAUUAUUGGAAAUACUGCAAGAACGUACAGACAGCCUGCAAACAGACCUUGAUCGAUUCUUGGGCAUACCACCCAACGGGGACAGUAUGGAAUUGAGUGCAGAAAGUCGCACCAGCACAUUCAGUACGGUGAGCGCUGGAAGCGAUGAUGUAUUCGACGACCAAACGGAGACGGGUAAAGCUGCUUUGGAUGUUGAGCGUCAGCUCAGAAACCGGGUUUCACACCUGGAACGAUUAGUAAAAGAAGAGCGUCGCAGAACAGAAACAGCAGAAACCCAGCUGCAGCAGGCAUUGAAGGAUCAAUCGACGGCCGUCCUCAACGCAGACGGACAACUGAAAUCAAGGCAGCUGGAACUAUUAAAGAAAGAAUUGGAAGAAAAAGACGAACUGAUCGAGACACGGGAUGAGCAGCUAGCCGAUCUCAAAUCACGUGUUGACCAGGCUCGAAAAAUGAACGAUGCAUUGCGAUCGCUGAUGGAAAAGGAUCCCAGCACAGAGCGAGUGAGUUGCCGAUUCCCUUACGUCGCAUAA